AUGUCAGUUAUGGACUGUGAUAUGCUGACAGGAUACCAUAGCAUUCCAUUGUCAUUAACACAUGCCCGAUGGCCGCUAUCGCUGAGACACUAUACAAGUCAAUUUGCCAGUGUGAAUGGAUCAUCUGCCAACCAUGAUGAAACGACACCGGAUGAAACAGACAUCGCUUGUGUUAUUCACAUUGAGCCACAUGCCUGGCCCUCUGUCAAUGCGGCAGGUGCAUUGGAUGACGAGGGACUUGCCCCGCCAAGCCUUCAUGCAGACACUCACCUACGUAAAGAUGAAUCCCCUCCCAUUACUCAUCAUCAGGUACUAUAUAGACCAAAAUUUUUCCCAUUCUCCUCAACUGCUACACUCCCCAUUUACAACGGUACUUACCAACCCAACUUCGAUCUACCGCACUUGAAUCUCUUCUUAUUACUUACUACUUUCAUCUCGUCCCACUCAAGCUACCUGCGAACCUUAGCAAAUAUGUCGUCGAUCUUCGAGGCAUACCGUGAUUGCGAGUAUGCCUUUGAUGGUCUGUUGAAAGCAACCCUUUUAUACGAAGGCCCCUAUCACAGGGGGGUGAUCAAAGACGUUGCUGAUUAUAAGGAUUGGGCGUAUCGCGUCGGGGCUGCCUACGGCAAAGGACUUCCUGAGUAUUCAUUGGAUGAGACUCUCAGGGAGGCGUCUAGUUUGAGAGAGAUUAUUCCCAAGCAGCUGGCUCUUCUUGAAAAAUGCGUCUUGAAAGUCUCUAAUGUUGUGGACAUGGAGACAAACUCUACCCAGUGUACCCAGAAGUGCCUCACUGUCUGGGAAGAUGGACAGUUUGACGACGGCGAUUGCCAAAUGGCGCGGCCACACAACAAGGAGUAUGUGCCGUGCGACGGCUAUGAUCACUCCGAUGGUGAUACGGUCUCUACCAUCUCGGCAUCGGCAUCGGAGGGUUGUGUUUCGGAAUCGACCGCUCAGUCGGAUCCUCCUGAGGCAACGGAUUUGCAGGUGGCUGUGAAUGACAUGCGCAAGGUUAUGCAAGAUCUUGAGAGUCUAGGGUUGGACGAUCUCGAGGCGGCCGAUGGACCUAAUGGCGCCUAUGACGAAGAAGCGGCAUUCUAUGAGGAUUGGGAUGUCCUGCUGGUCCAGAAUAAGUUCGACAAUAGGUUCCUCGCCGAUGAUGUCAAGCGCCGCUUGGGAAAGAUGAUCACUCGGUGCCGCCAGCUUUUGUGUGAUCGACGCAAGGAGAAAGGUCCGGUGGAAGCGCUGUCGGAGACCCUGGAUUCGGUCAACAAUCCUGACCUGACUUUGUCGAGCCCUUCUGAUGACUUGGAUCUGACCCUUGAGGUGCCGCUUCCACCGGUCGAAUUGAAAGAAGGAGAGAUGACAGAGUUUGAAUGCGGUUAUUGCUAUCGUCCAGUCCGGAUUGACAUUCCUCGUGCCUGGGAGGCGCAUGUCAUCAAAGACUUGCAGCCAUAUGUCUGCACUUAUACACGGUGCGACUCGUCCCAGCACUUUUUCCAGAAUAUGGAGGAGUGGAUUGAACAUGAGAAAAUACAUGACGGAGUGUGCUAUUGGUGCAACCAGCACGGCCAUGAAACCUACGAGGAUCGAAAGGGGUUUGUGGAGCACAUCCUAGCGGUCCAUGAUGAGAAGGUCUCUUCGCCGCUUGCUUACUUCUGCCAUCGUUCUCUGAAUGUUGGGGUUCCCCAGCCGGGCGAGCCCGAGGAGGUCUGCAAUUUGUGUUUCGAGCGUACUUGGGAUAGGAAGAAGCAUGUGGCACGCCAUCUUCAGCAACUUGCCAUGUACGCUCUGGAUUGGGAGGAUGGGACUGACGACUAUUAUGAGGCCGACAGCGACACUUAGUUCAGGGCGAGAGUAGGGCCUGAUUACUUUGGAUACCUUGCUUCUCUGUGCCUGUAUCCAUGACCGCGUUGUUAUUUCUGUUAUGAACGUUGC
Messenger RNA from Aspergillus sclerotioniger CBS 115572, 1935 nucleotides. RefSeq lists its product as uncharacterized. The transcript has 4 exons. NCBI's taxonomy places the organism in Eukaryota, Fungi, Ascomycota, Eurotiomycetes, Eurotiales, Aspergillaceae. Bases 1 to 1842 code for a protein of 613 amino acids. The record is from RefSeq and is a predicted model, not a curated record.